This is a messenger RNA of Episyrphus balteatus (marmalade hoverfly), 1193 nucleotides long. Its product is annotated as protein tantalus. The coding region runs from base 102 to 971 and encodes 289 amino acids. Lineage: Eukaryota; Metazoa; Arthropoda; Insecta; Diptera; Syrphidae. The record is from RefSeq and is a predicted model, not a curated record. The transcript has 2 exons.
UUUAUUCACCAUCAAACUCACAGCAUCAACAAAAUCUGUCACAUCCAAAUCAACAAAAUAAGAAAAAUAAAAUAAAAAUCAAAUAAAAAUGCAAAUAUAAAAUGGAACGAAUAGUUUUGGGUAUAUCCGAAAUAAAUUUUAAUAAUACCAACGAUAAUUUAACUGAAAAGCGUCCACUUGUUUCCAAAGCUGAUUUUCGUUUUUGCAGUGAAAAUUGGUGCUCACCCAUUAACCAAACCAACGAACACGACGACGACGACAUUUUGACUAAAACCAAUUCAGUAUUUAACAACGACAAUCGUUGUUGGUCUUCCUCGCCAAUGGCUGCAGUUGUUUCCGAUGAAUCCACUGCCACUGGCGACGAAUCCUCUCCCCAAAUUGACUCCGAUUCAACUCCACCAAAUUACAGACGAAGUCUACCUCCUCGAUUAGCCAAAUCCAAGGAGAAUUCGAGUUCCUUGUUCCAAAUUAAACGACGUUCCAUACAAAAACCAAAACGAAAUGUGCCAAUUAAAAAAAUCUAUUUGGACAAUAAAAUCAAGGGAAAUUUCCGUCCCUCGAAUUUGGAGACAAUAUUCGAAGAACCAACUCCGGAUAAAAACAAACAACUCUGUUUUAUUGGCGAGAAGAAGAUUCGUCGGAGUUUGUCCUGUUCGGAUGGAUUGAAUAUUACCAAAACAAUUGUCAAAUCGAGGAGGAAUAAAAUCAAAAAGACUUUUGGCAGACGAUUUGCGUUGAAGAAGAUUUCUUUAGAUGAAUUUAUUGAUCGACUGAAUUCGAGUUUUGAUGAGAGUAAAGCAACAACAACUUCGCAAAGUGUUCCUGCGACACCAACGCCCACCACAAAUAUUAAUGACGAUAAGGCUGAGGAGGAAAUUCCUAAUUUAUUGACAAAGACAAUAGAAUCAAAUGAGGCUGAUGGCGAAGAUGGAGGAGAUGGAAUGGAAUGUGGUGAUGAGAAUUUGAACUAAGAGAGAGAGAGUGCCUUUAUUUCUGUGUAGCUUCUUUGUUGGAGAGGAAGAAGAGACUUAUUUCCAAAUGUGUCCAAAAUUAUAUUUUAUUUGUUUUAAAUUUCUUUUUCUAUCAAUUUUGUGUAUUUCUUUGUUUUUACUCUCAACACCAAAACCAAUCAAACUCUCCUUGAAUUAUAUCAAAAAAAUAUAUAUUAUAUUCGUUUAAGUGUUUAUUGUUGA